CUUUCCCUUCUCCAUUUUUCAUUCAUUUCCUCUAAUCUUUCUCCCUCUUCUCUUCAUUUCCCAACCCAAUCUCUCUCUAAACCCUCUCUCUCUCUCUCUCCGCCGCACACGGCAGUAACCUCCAUCCCCUUCUUUUCCCUAAUCUACAUCUUCUAUACCCUAUUAUCCAUCACCCCAAACCACAUCUAUCUUUUUUCCAAUUUCUCUCCCACAUUUUAUAAUUAAUUAUUCUUUAUUAUUAUUAAUUUUAGUCGCUUUCAUUAUCUUCAACAGCUGUUAUUUAUUUAUUUAUUUAUUUAUAUUUACCAAUAUGUCCGAACCCAUUUGUUGUGGUCCCGGGUUUUGAUUUUCCCCAUUCCUCGUAUUUCACUCUUUUACGGUUUUGCCCUUCAUUAAAAAAUCAAGAAACAAUUUCAACCCCAUGAUGAUCAAUCAGAGUCACAAUCCUCACAAUUCUCGUAGGAUGUUGCCACCUGGCAAUACGAGAAAGCGCAAACAUUCUGAAGCUGAUAAGCUGGAUAAGCCGAUACCUUCUAAUCGGCUUCUAGCUGGCUAUCUAGCUCAUGAGUUUUUGACUAAAGGGACUCUACUUGGACAAAAGUUUGAUCAACGUAAUCAAAACCGAACCGAAACUGAUUCUGACUUUGUCGUUGGCUUAACUGAGCAGCAACGACAGAGUCAGUUGUACUCGAGAGCUGAAGCUUCUGAUGAUGCUCUGACUAGAGCUGAAGGGAGAAAGGAGCAUGAGACUUAUGGUAAGGUAGCAAGCAUUCUGAAGACUAAUGGGACCCACAUAAAGGGAAUUGUGAACCCCACACAGCUCUCCCGGUGGAUUCACAAAUCAUGAUAGUCUUCAGCACAGAAAUUUAUGCAUUCAAAUAAGUGCGUUGGUUCAUAUCAGACCGUUUAGAUCUCAAGUUCUAAGUUCUUAUAUUAAAAAGAAUAAGAAUUUGUGUUAAAUCUAAACGGUUUGAAAUUGAUCCAACGACGAGAGUUAUCUUAAUUCUGAAUGCAUGACGUGAAGUUGAGGGACAUGUAUUUGCGUAUUAUGCUAUGUUGAAAAGGUUAGUUUGGAGUUGGUACGUUACUUACGUGGUUAGCCAUGUAUGAAUGUUAUGUAUCAUCCUAAUUGAUGGCUUUUUUGGUUGUGGAAAUUCGAAAAUUAUCUGUAAUAUGGAUGGACCAUGGUUAUCUAAAGUUGCAUGUUGUAUUUGUCUUUUUGAUUAUUAUUGCUAAAUUUUGAAUACAAUUGCUGAAUUACAUGCAUUUUGA
Molecule: messenger RNA, 1272 nt
Organism: Medicago truncatula (barrel medic)
Lineage: Eukaryota; Viridiplantae; Streptophyta; Magnoliopsida; Fabales; Fabaceae
Exons: 1
Coding region: 422-847 (141 amino acids)
Source: RefSeq, a predicted model, not a curated record